Messenger RNA from Eimeria necatrix, 441 nucleotides. Its product is annotated as 40S ribosomal protein S15, putative. The record is from RefSeq and is a predicted model, not a curated record. Gene Ontology annotation, biological process: ribosomal small subunit assembly; translation. Lineage: Eukaryota; Apicomplexa; Conoidasida; Eucoccidiorida; Eimeriidae. The transcript has 3 exons. Gene Ontology annotation, molecular function: structural constituent of ribosome; RNA binding. Gene Ontology annotation, cellular component: ribosome; cytosolic small ribosomal subunit. Bases 1 to 441 code for a protein of 146 amino acids.
AUGGCAGAGGACGCAUCGGUUCCCCGGAAGAGAACGUUCCGUACGUUCUCCUACCGCGGCGUCGACUUGGAGAAGUUGGUAACUCUCCCUCUAGAUAAGCUAGUGGAUCUGUUCCGCGCCCGCCAACGCCGCAAAUUCAGCCGUGGCAUCAACCAGAAGGCGUUACCCCUCAUGAACAAGCUCAGGAAUGCCAAAAAAGACCUGCCGUACGGAGAGAAGCCACCGCCCGUCAAUACACACUUGCGCAAUGUCGUCGUUGUGCCGGAGAUGAUAGGUUCAAUUGUUGGAGUGUACAACGGAAAGCAAUUCAUCAACGUUGAGAUCAAGCCGGAGAUGGUGGGUUACUACCUUGGGGAGUUCUCAAUUAGCUACAAGCCUGUUCGCCAUGGUAAACCGGGCAUUGGCGCCACACAUUCAUCUCGUUUCAUUCCACUGAAAUAA